CCUCCAGGUUAAUCUAGCCUAUGCGUAUGAGACGAAGGAUGCUCUGUGUUUAGUAUUGACCAUAAUGAAUGGAGGAGACCUGAAGUUUCACAUCUAUAAUAUGGGGAACUCUGGCUUUGAUGAGCAGCGGUCCGUCUUCUACGCUGCAGAGAUCUGUUCUGGGCUGGAAGACCUGCACCGUGAGAGGAUAGUCUACCGGGACUUAAAACCUGAAAACAUUCUUCUAGACGACCGCGGACACAUCCGUAUCUCUGACCUGGGACUAGCCGUCCAGAUUCCCGACUCAGAGACGAUACGAGGGAGAGUGGGCACCGUAGGAUACAUGGCCCCAGAGGUGAUCCAGAAUGAAGCCUACUCCUUCAGUCCUGACUGGUGGGGUCUGGGCUGUCUGGUGUUUGAGAUGAUCCAGGGUCAGUCACCCUUCCGCCGGCGUAAAGAACGAGUGAAGAGGGAAGAGGUGGACAGACGAGUGCGAGAAGACCCCGAGGAAUACUCUGACAAGUUCUCUGAGGAGGCCAAGGAUAUCUGCAGACAGCUGCUGGCCAAAGACCCCAAAGCUCGUCUGGGGUGCCAGGGGCGAGGCGGUGUGGAGGUGAAGGCUCAUAUCAUCUUCAAGAACAUCAACUUCAAACGCCUCGAGGCAGGCAUUCUGGAACCUCCCUUCAGUCCUGAUCCACGGGCGGUAUACUGUAAAGAUGUUCUGGAUAUAGAACAGUUCUCUACAGUGAAGGGAGUCAACCUGGACCCCACAGACGAUGACUUCUACCACAAGUUUGUUACAGGAAGUGUCUCCAUACCCUGGCAGAACGAGAUGAUUGAGAUGGAGUGUUUUAAGGAGAUCAACGUUUAUGAGGCCGACGGCCUGCUGUGUUCAGAUCUGGAUGUGAACAGACCCAACCCACCGCCAAAGAGAGGAUUCUUCUACAGGCUGUUCAGACGAGAGGCAAGUGCUGCUAGCUCUCCUCCCCCCGCCGCCGCCGCCACCGUGAGAGGUGGUGGGGGUUAAGGUCUGUUUAAAGAGUGGCUACGAAGACGAAGAGCACGAGGAGCCUUCCCGACUUUAAACCACUCCUGCUCCCCUCUCCCUCUUCUUCUCCUCUUUCCUUCUUCAAACGCCUCCCGGAGCGUAAAAUGUUAGGAACCUCGAUGAAUGUUAAACCUGUAUUUAUGAUAUGUAUUAAAAGUGUAUUAUAAUAAUUAAAGAAAAACAUAUGAGUUUAAAGAUUUUGUACAUUUGUACUUGAAUUGUGUCCUAGAUGUAUAUUUUCACUAAAGGUUGUAUUGUAUAAAAGCCAUAUUAAGUACCACUUGAAUGCAUAGAUACAUUUUGUCAACGUUUUUUUUUUUUGUUGUUUACGUUUUUUUGUUUAUUUGUUUUUUUUGGAACGAAAUGUAUAUUAAGGAUCUUGUUUAUUUUUUAUUUUUUAAGAAGCACAGGCCUCAUCCCAAAUGGCAGCCUAUUGCCCUAUAUAGUCCACUACUUUUACCUAUGGCCUAUGGGUCCUGGUCAGAAGUAGGGCACUGUGUAGGGAAAAAGGGGUACUAUUUGGGACUCAACCAUUGGUAUCAGUAGUCUUUUUAUUAGUUUUCUCGAUGGAGCCUUUGUUUGUAUGUACAGUAUGUCUACGUUUCCAAUGGCGCCCUAUUCCCUGCAUAAUAUAGUGCACUAUGUAGGGAAUAGGUCUCUGGUCUAAUGUAGUGCACUAUAUAGGGAAUAGGGCUCUGGUCUAAAGUAGUACACUAUAUAGGGAAUAGUGUUCUGGUGUAAUGUAGUGCACUAUAUAGGGAAUAGGGCUCUGGCCUAAUGUAGUGCACUAUAUAGGGAAUAGUGUUCUGGUGUAAUGUAGUGCACUAUAUAGGGAAUAGGGCUCUGGUCUAAAGUAGUACACUAUAUAGGGAAUAGUGUUCUGGCCUAAUGUAGUGCACUAUGUAGGGAAUAGGUCUCUGGUCUAAUGUAGUGCACUAUAUAGGGAAUAGGGCUCUGGUCUAAAGUAGUACACUAUAUAGGGAAUAGUGUUCUGGUGUAAUGUAGUGCACUAUAUAGGGAAUAGGGCUCUGGUCUAAAGUAGUACACUAUAUAGGGAAUAGUGUUCUGGUGUAAUGUAGUGCACUAUAUAGGGAAUAGGGCUCUGGCCUAAUGUAGUGCACUAUAUAGGGAAUAGUGUUCUGGUGUAAUGUAGUGCACUAUAUAGGGAAUAGGGCUCUGGUCUAAAGUAGUACACUAUAUAGGGAAUAGUGUUCUGGUGUAAUGUAGUGCACUAUAUAGGGAAUAGGGCUCUGGUCUAAUGUAGUGCACUAUAUAGGGAAUAGGGCUCUGGUCUAAAGUAGUACACUAUAUAGGGAAUAGGGCCCUGGUCUAAAGUAGUACACUAUGUAGGGAAUAGGGUUCUGGUCUAAAGUAGUGCACUAUAUAUGGAAUAGGGUUCUGUUUAGAAUGUAUCUUAUGUCUGUCUUUUCUGGUCUGUUCUUUUGGCCAACGUCCAGUAUUACCGUAUCACAUAUUCCCUGUUCCAAAUCAACCCCUAGCCCCAUACACUCUACGCCCUAAACCCUAGCCCCUAGACUAAAACAUCCCCCUAGUUCUUACACCCUAAGAAGCCCCCAGACCAUAGCUAGACUCUAUGCCAAGGUUCUCCAACUGGCGGCCCACGGGCUGAAUUUGGCCCGCGGGUGAUUUUAUUUGGCCCCCCAAUUUAUAUAUAUAUUUUUUUAAUUGUUGGACAUAAGACUGUAAAAACACCAGCAAAUCAGCUCCAAGUUAUUAACAUUUUGGAAAUCUGUUCCAAGAUAUUCCCACGCAUAAUAGAGAGAUACAGGUAUGUGAUCGUAUGCAAAUGUGGGCAAGGUUUUAAAUAAUUAUGUUUUAGUCAAAUAUAUCUGUUUGGGCUUCUCGCGGUCAAUUUGCAGUCUACAAAUAAUGUUGUAAUCACGUUCCGUCUGCAUCUAGUUAAUGACCCCUGACCUACGUACUGGGCCCAUGUGAAGAUCGGAGAGGAUUUGAAAGCAGAACAGAUGUUAAUUCUGUCUGCAUGUCUCAUAGUCAAAAUGACUUCCUUAAACUUAAAACUUCCCCAAGACUACGGAAAAUGUAGUCACCCACUUCCAGAAAAGCACAGAGAAGCAGGUCAAGUGCUCUGGCAGAGGGGUGGGGAGAGAAAAUGUAGUCACCCACUUCCAGAAAAGCACAGAGAAGCAGGUCAAGUGCUCUGGCAGAGGGGUGGGGAGAGAAAAUGUAGUCACCCACUUCCAGAAAAGCACAGAGAAGCAGGUCAAGUGCUCUGGCAGAGGGGUGGGGAGAGAAAAUGUAGUCACCCACUUCCAGAAAAGCACAGAGAAGCAGGUCAAGUGCUCUGGCAGAGGGGUGGGGAGAGAAAAUGUAGUCACCCACUUCCAGAAAAGCACAGAGAAGCAGUUGACAUGGAAUGGUUAAAUGCUCUGGCAGAGGGGUGGGGAGAGAGAUGCCUUGAUUUAACAGUGCAGUAGACCUUGUGUCCAUGCCUUAAGCUCUGGUGGUGAGGAGGAGGAUGGUGAUGGUGGUGGUGGUGAUGAGGAUGAUUUACAAACCGAAUAUAAAAGUUAUAAAAUGUCACAGAACCGGACGUUUGUAACUCAGACUGGCUUGAUUUUGAAGACAAAAGUGCUUUCAUAUAAUCAACAAAAACCAUGUCAAAUAGGUUAAAUUAGACCAAUUACUGGCACUGAGAUGGUUAUCCAUGACAAAUGACCUACAGUUUAAUCAUAAUGAUAUCUUUGCCUAGUGACCAGAGCCCUAUUCCCUAUAUAGUGAACUACUAGUGACCAGAGCCCUAUUCCCUAUAUAGUGAACUACUAGUGACCAGAGCCCUAUUCCCUAUAUAGUGAACUACUAGUGACCAGAGCCCUAUUCCCUAUAUAGUGAACUACUAGUGACCAGAGCCCUAUUCCCUAUAUAGUGAACUACUAGUGACCAGAGCCCUAUUCCCUAUAUAGUGAACUACUAGUGACCAGAGCCCUAUUCCCUAUAUAGUGAACUACUAGUGACCAGAGCCCUAUUCCCUAUAUAGUGAACUACUAGUGACCAGAGCCCUAUUCCCUAUAUAGUGAACUACUAGUGACCAGAGUCCUAUUCCCUAAAUAGUGAACUACUAGUGACCAGAGUCCUAUUCCCUAUAUAGUGAACUACUAGUGACCCAGAGCCCUAUUCCCUAUUUUGUGCACUACUAUAGACCAGGCCUCGUGUCAAAAGUAGUGCCAGGAGAGAGACUUCAAUGAGGAUUUGAUCACGUCUCACUACACCAUGGAGUCUCUUCCGUAGGAAUGACUUGAGACGAGCGUUUUCGGCCAUUUUGUUUAGUUUGUUUUUCUUUGUCAUUCAGGCGACCAUAUUAUUUACCAACCGUCCAACCAAUGUAACCCCCUUCACUUAUUUAUUUUUUUAAUGCUGUGAAAAUGUUGAGAUGGAUCUUUUUUGUUGCUGUUUGCUGUACAUUCUGUACUGUUUUCAUGUCUUUUAUAGAAACACCCAGCCUCCCAGAAUGACCUUUCAUUCUGUUUAACCAUUGGAGGGGUGAAUCUAAGAAUCCUAUGACAGUUGUUACCUUUGUCCUCUAUUCCGGAAUGCCCUGCCCUUUAUGACGUCAUUGAUUUGAAUCAAUUAGAAUGUUAGAACAGAAUGUACUGUUGACAUUCCUGAAAGGGUUCAGGGAAUUCCAUUCUACAUUAUUUUACACAAAUGACUGCAGUUAAUCAUUGAAUAUCAAAUGUAUUUAUAGUACACCACACAGUCUUCUGAAGAAGCCACUAGAACUCCUCUGUUAGAAAACAACGUUACGUUUCUCACAUACAUACACUUGUAGUGGCUCAGCUCUCAUCAGCCUGCUAUCUGACAUGGGGAAAGAGAACUGUGAGUGUUCACAGAGAUCUGGCUAUUCCAUGACAUUCCAUUCUAGAAUUAGGAACAUUAUACAGUGCAGUACAUAGCUAGCUCUUGGCUGUUGGCUUUUUCUAGAUUUUUAUAUUUCUUUGCUUCCAGACGCAUCACAAAGCUCACCUCACAGUGUAGAAACACUCUUUGCCUCAAAAACCAUGUAAAUGAUGUACUUCAAAACGUGUAAGCUCUUUGAUAUCUCAUUAGGCGCAGGCACGCACCCAGGCACAGACACACACACACACACACACACACACACACACACACACACACACACACACACACACACACACACACACACACACACACACACUUGGACUAGGGGGAAAGGUUUGGCAUCCAUACCUGUACAGCAGUAAGAGAUUUCAUUUUGCGGCACUAAGGUGUGGAAACGGUCUGCUUCUCAAAUGGCACCCUAUUCCCUACUGUAUGUAGUGCACUACAAAAGAAGUGUACUACAUAGGGCAUAGUGUUUCAUUUUGGAUACAUCCGAUAACUAUAGGAAGUGUCUUUGAGAAUAAUGCAAAUUACAUCAAAUCAGACUGGAAAUGGUUUUGAUUUCAAAAAAGUUUUUCAACUGAAAUAACUGGCAUAAACCUUGACCUGCAGUGUGUGGAUGGCCAAGAGUUGUUCCUGACCAUGUGACCUGGCCCGGGAAAACCUCUGAGCCCAAGUUAAAGCCUCUCUGUGGCCGGGGGAUUCAAUCCGUUCGCUCUUUGUCCUCAAUGCGCGUUUUUUUAAAGUCAAUGUUCACGGUAGAUGCUGCAUAUGUUUAUCUCAGUCAGAAAUGACCUUUUCUAAAAGCAUCGUCCCAAUCCUCCAUAGACUAUAGGACGGAGGUUCAGUCCCAUCUUCUAACUAGGGUCCCGUUUUGGUCCCUGGUUACAUCAGGAUGGAAGAACUCCAGGCCCCACAGUAUGUGCCAACCAGUCAUCCUCAGUCAGUUUUCUUUUUACUUCUGAAUGGCUGGCCCCACGUUAGGCUGACAAGGAACCUAAUACAGCUCAUCAACAAAAAUUACAUUUUUUAACAGUUUUGAAUGUCUGCACAAAGUGCAUUUUAAUAUAUAUAUAUAUAAAAUAAUUAUUACUCAAGCAUGUUAUUGGUUGUUGCAGGUUCCUUGUCUGUAAUUGAAAUGACCUUUCAGUGCCAACAUAUGACACAUAUUUACAGGGGACAACAACAAAUUUGUUAUCACAAGGUGUGACCAGGACAAAUUAUACUUGUCUUUUUUUUGGGGGGGGGGAUACGUCCCAAAUUGACAACAUAAUCCCUAUAUAGUGGUCUACUCGCGACCAGGGCCCAUAAGGCUCUGUUCUAAAGUAGUGCACUAUAUAGGGAAUGAAAACCGGUGCCAUUUGGGACGGAGACCUUUUUAAUUAUCUUUUUUUCUUCUUUUUUGUUUUUGUAGUUGUACAGUCAUGUUGUUCAACCACUGCAGUUCAUGUAAUUGUUGUACAAGUUGUAUCACUGGGUGUUACUGUAUCAUAUCUUCUGACAUUUGUAAUUAUUCUGAGAAUACACUGCCGUUUGGAUAAAAAAAAACUACCCACGA
This is a messenger RNA of Salvelinus fontinalis (brook trout), 6461 nucleotides long. RefSeq names its product G protein-coupled receptor kinase 5-like. Gene Ontology annotation, cellular component: cytoplasm. The record is from RefSeq and is a predicted model, not a curated record. NCBI's taxonomy places the organism in Eukaryota, Metazoa, Chordata, Actinopteri, Salmoniformes, Salmonidae. The transcript has 8 exons. Gene Ontology annotation, molecular function: ATP binding; G protein-coupled receptor kinase activity. Bases 65 to 1006 code for a protein of 313 amino acids. Gene Ontology annotation, biological process: signal transduction; protein phosphorylation; regulation of signal transduction.